Danio aesculapii is the source of this 3622-nucleotide messenger RNA. RefSeq names its product twinfilin-2. Gene Ontology annotation, molecular function: actin filament binding; actin monomer binding. The coding region runs from base 280 to 1338 and encodes 352 amino acids. Gene Ontology annotation, biological process: positive regulation of neuron projection development; barbed-end actin filament capping; regulation of lamellipodium assembly. The transcript has 9 exons. Gene Ontology annotation, cellular component: myofibril; actin filament; cytoplasm. Lineage: Eukaryota; Metazoa; Chordata; Actinopteri; Cypriniformes; Danionidae. The record is from RefSeq and is a predicted model, not a curated record.
CGAUCCUGUCCCAGUUACAGGAGCCUUCUCUAACACAUCUGCUGCUCUCACAUGCCCUCUUGCUUGGAUAGCUCACAGUCUGUCAAACACCAGACUCUUCAUUUAGACUCAUUCAUUUACUUCAUUCUGCUGCUUUCAUACCGCCGUGUUUCUGAUAGGUUAACGCACUUACCACUGCUUGAAAAAAGUUUGUAAAAGAAGAUACUCCAGGUGACCCAACCUGAGCAUUCAGCUUCAUCCAUCUUCUUGGCGGGUGGGAAGGCACCACACUGACCCGCCAUGUUUCUGGUUCUGGUGGUUACAGAGGAGCUGAGGGAGUUUUUGGCCCGGGCACGAAACGGGACCGGCCGCCUCAUCCAGGUGUUGAUCAGAGACGAGCAGCUGGUGCUGGGGGCGUACAGAGAGCCCCGUCACAGCUGGGACAAAGACUAUGACCCCGUCCUACUCCCCCUGUUGGAUCCGCUCGAGCCCUGCUAUAUCUUAUACCGGCUGGACUCCAAAAACGCACAGGGCUAUGAGUGGCUCUUCAUCUCCUGGUCUCCGGAUCAGUCGCCUGUCCGACAGAAGAUGCUGUAUGCUGCCACUCGCGCUACAGUGAAGAAAGAGUUUGGUGGUGGACACGUCAAAGAUGAGAUGUUCGGCACAGUUGAGGAGGACAUUUGUCUCCAGGGGUAUCUGCGACACAUCACUUCAUGCUCAGCACCAGCGCCUCUGACAGCAGCUGAACAGGAGCUUCAGAGAAUCAAAAUCACAGAGGGCAGAGUUAAACAGGUGAAGGCUGAGAUCAGUGUGGACCCCAAACAUCAGACUCUACAGGGUCUCGCUUUUCCCUUACAGGCUGAAGCCAAACGUGCUUUAAAGCAGCUCGCGGAGAGACGCAUCAACUACAUUCAACUGAAGUUAGACACAGAGAAAGAAACCAUUGACCUGGUGCACACCAGUCCAACAGACAUCCGGGACCUGCCAUGCCGGAUUCCUCUGGAUACACCCAGAUAUCACUUCUUCCUCUACAAACACUCACAUGAGGGCGAUUACCUCGAGUCUGUUGUGUUCAUAUACUCUAUGCCAGGAUACAGCUGCAGCAUCAAGGAGAGGAUGCUCUAUUCCAGCUGCAAGAGUCGACUUCUGGAUGAAGUAGAGAGGGAUUUUCAUCUCGAGGUGGCUAAGAAGCUGGAGAUUGACAGUGGAGAGGAGCUGACAGAGGAAUAUCUGUAUGAUGAGGUCCAUCCUAAACAACAUGCCCACAAGCAAGCGUUCCCCAAGCCUCGUGGGCCUGCUGGAAAAAGAGGAAACAAGCGUCUGAUCAAAGGUGGAGGAGAGAACGGCGGAAACAGCUAGAAUGAACACAAGAGAGAGAGAGAGAAAUGAACUUCAGUUGCUCCAUGAACGUCCCACAGGUCCCUUUUUUCCCACCCGUCUGCAGGUCAUCUGUUCAUCCUGCAGGCGAAGAGAAAGAAAAAUCACAAUACUGUGCUCAGUUGUUUUUUGUUUCUAUUUUCUCUGGCUUGUAUUUAAUCAAUGUUUCAUUCAGUCGGUGUGUUAUGUGCAUAUAACAGCGCCCUCCGCUAAUAUCGGCACCCUUGGUAAAUAUAUCGGUUAGCCUUUUGCUCAAAAUCUUAAUAAACAUAGUGAAGUUGAUUUAGUUUUCAAUUGUUUGUUCUCAGUGAGAGCAGAAUUGUUAAUAUUUUGCACAAAAGUUCAAAAGGUAACACAAUAAAGUUAUCUUUUCACAGGCUUUUUUGCUCAAGUUUACCAGUGGAGCCAAUAUUAGCGGAGAGCAGUGUAUUUAGGAGACAAACUCAGGAAUUAAUUUUAUCCGUGUACAUUUUCGGAGCAUAUUUUUGUUACGUCAUUUCGAACGUACAGGCAGACACGCUCCAAACUCUCAGCAUAUUAAAAAAGGGUUUGUGUUUAUUAGCUUGCUCGUGCCUUAAAUGUGUUUUUCAAAGAAGUUUGUCCACCUUUUUAAACCCCAAAGUCCAAGAACCUGCUGCAGAUUCAUAGAAAAUGACUCACCCAUAUUCACACACACUCAGCCAAGCCUAAUGUGACACGUAGUCAGAAUAUUAUACUCGUCUACGUGACAGUCGGUCAGUUUGUUCAGUAACAGAUAUGUCGCAAUGAUCGGAUGUGUUAAAAUAUGCAGAUUUACACAUUGAUUUAAGAUUCAUUUUACAAUUCAUGCAUUGUAUUUUUGGGUCAAAGAUGAAAAAGUCAUUUUAUUUAUAUAGAAAUCCUAAUAAAUUCAGGUGGUGUCUACUUUAAUAUUUCAAAUCACCUUCGUGAAAAUAAAUUGUCAAAAUAUGGAAAAAAAUAUUAUGAUUUGUCAUAAUUAAGGUCAUUUCUGUUAUGUAAAGACUUAAUACAUUUACAAAUAUAAUAUAAAUGAAAAAACUAUUUUUUUUCUCAGCUGCACUUAUCAAAAUAUACAAAGAAAUAAGUGACCGUACUAAAUUCAUUAUAAUGUAAAUGUUUAAAAACACCAUGCUGACAUAAACCUAGAACAGAUUAUAAAAGACUUUAUUCCUAAAUACAUUUAAUGCUUCAUCACAUGACUCUAAAUAUCCCUGAAAGUAUUUUAUGUUAAUAUAUAAAGAAUUGUUAUACUGAUCAAAAUUUCAUUGUUUCUAGUUAUGGUGGCUUAAGAAAGCCAACAUACUGUUAUACUACACAAACAUAUUAUUCUUCCGUCUUCUUCUUCUUAGAAGAACUCCUAGACCAUUCAUACUGCAACCACCAAACUAACUCCAGACCUCCUUAUACUGAAUUAAGUUGCUAUAUCUUUUCCAACUGAUCUGACUUACGGUUUUCCCAAAACUUUCCUGGAAAAUUCGAAAAAGUCCCAUUGACUUAACAUUGGACCAAACUUUGUGACCUCAUAACCUUGCGCCAGACUAUCAUACAGACUUAAGUUUGGGCUCAUUUAACUCAGACUACCAAUCUGCCAAAAACUGAUGACCUUUCAACUUACUAGCCACACCCUAGCAACCAUUUACGCCAGAACGUACUAACAUAUUAGCAACAUGCUAAUUCAUACUAUAAACAUUAUAGCAACAUGCUAAAUUCAUGCUCACAACAUGCUAGUUUUACUAGAAACAUGCUAGCAACAUGCUAAUUCAUACUACAACCAUGCUAAUGACAUGUUAAUUUAACACUCACUUAGCAACACCCUAGCAACAACCUAGAACGCCUUAGCAACCACCUAGCAACAUCUUAGCAAAGACCUACAACACCUUAGCAAUCUCCUAGCAACACCUUAGCAACCACCCAGCAACACCUUAGCAACCACUCAAAACACCCUAGCAACCACUUAGCAAUGCCUUAGUAACCACCCAGAACUGCCUAACAACCUCCUAGCAACACCUUAGGAACCACCUAGCAACACCUUAGCAAUGACCUAGAACACCUUAGCAAUGACCUAGAACACCUUAGCAUCCGCCAAGCAACACCUUAGCAACGACCUAGAACACCUUAGCAACCGCCAAGCAACACCUUCACAACCACCUAGCAACAUCUUAGCAAUGACCUACAAUACCUUAGCAACCUCCAAGCAACACCUUAGCAACCUCUCAGAACACCCAAGCAACCAUUCAGAACAUCCUAGCAACCACUUAGCAACACC